GUUCAAGUAAACAAAAACUCGGUUUGUUGUGGAAAAACAAAUCGGAUUUCGAUUGUCAACAACUUUUCGUGGUGCAUCGGAUCUUUUUGUGUUUGCGAGUUCUUGUGAAAAUCGUUGAAAAAUGUGUCUUUGCUGUGCUGGUGUUUCUGAAAUGUGUGUCUCUAAAAAAAGGGGUGAUUUAGUGUCUGUGAUAGGACUUAUCGUACCUGUUGUUUGGGUCUUGUUAUAAAGAAAGAAGUGAAUAUGGUAGCAAAGGAUUCAUGCAACACCUCCACGAAAAUACACAUCGAUCAGAAUUGCUAUCCCGACAAAGGAGUCCUGUUACCAGAAGCUUUAAGUAAAAUGUCCAUAAACAAAAUUAAUAAUAUCGAAGACAACAAUAAUACGCUUAAAAAUAACCAAGAAGCCACUAAAAAUAACAUCGAAGAAUUUAUUCAAAGUAUUUUAAAUGAUAUCUUUGAAAAUGCGUUUAAUAUUGCAGAACCCAAUACAGUAAUGACGCGAAAAACUAGUCUAAGCUUUCAGGAAAAGCAAACACGAGACUUGAAUAGGCGGGUAUCUAUUCUCGAUGAUGACGAAAAUGUUGUUGAGGUUCGAAACAACUACGUAAAUUUGCAUAGAAGAGCCAUCAGCGAAACGUUUACGGGUACAAACUACGUGAUAGACGAAAAUGAAAACAACGAUUACACCAAAGAUAACAAACACAACAACAAAUCAAUUGCUUUAGAACCUCCGGUAGUUAAAGAGAAGGAAAAGAAGAAGAAACGAAUAUCAUUUAAUUCACUUUUUGGCAAAAAGGACAAGAAAACCAAGGAGAGCAAAGAAGAGGAAGAAAAGCAGGACAAUUUGGCUCAAUUGCCGGUUUUUACAUCGAACUCUUUGGGUAAGAGCAAAAAGUAUGCCUCGGCUGUUGAGCUAAGCCAGCACAGUCACAAAUCGGUGCUACAAAGAACUCCAUCGUUUUUUCGGAAGUUGAUCCAUAUCGGUGAGGAUCCCGCGAACGCGAUAAAACGGUCGUUGAGUUUCCGCGAAGUGACUAAGAAACCGACCAAAUCGUCGUCUCGGGAGAAAUUAACUGAGAAGAAAAACCAAGAGUGGAGGCAGUCGCUACAGUCUUUGGUUGAGACUGAUAUUAGUGUUAGUUAUAAUGACCUUAGUUUUGUCAACUAUGACGCUCUCAACGAUAUUCAGUAUGAACCCGUGAGCUUGAAAGCCGGUUGUAGUGGCAGUAAGGGGUAUAUUGGACGUACGCAGAGUAUGAUCGAAAAGAGGUCUCCAAACCUUCAGAGACCUUCAUAUCAUCGACUGUCUUCUGCCAGUGAAAACAAUCAUCUCAGCGCAACAAAUUUAAAGGUUCCUUCUUCUGCCAUAUCACUGCCCGCCUUAAAUCACAACCAUCAAGAUGCUGAUAAUGUAUCAGGAAGCAAAACGUCCAUCCACAAAAUACGCCGCCGUCCUCAAAGUAUUAACUCCGACGACGGUGGGAGUAGCGGUGGUCUGCAUUUCGCCUCCUCUGCCGGCGGCAGCUUCAGAUCGGUCGCAGGCGAUUGUGUUAAUUUAAAAAGACAUAACGCCUAUCGGCACAAAGGGCGCUAUACUAGUGCCUUGGACGACAACGGCAGCGGCAAAAGUCAAACGGUAAGUGAAAAUUUUGUAAUAAUUCGUUUUAUUCGGAAAACCUACUAAGAUGUUUAUUAUUAUUAUAAUAUGUCUGUAAUAUUGCCAUACUCAUUACUGUCCCUUAGACAUUAACAAUUUAUUACACAAAUACCAACGUGGAUCAACACUUUACUACACUAUUUAACUAACUCAAUCUUCUUCCUCUUUAGAUUCUAA
Messenger RNA from Diabrotica balteata, 1836 nucleotides. Lineage: Eukaryota; Metazoa; Arthropoda; Insecta; Coleoptera; Chrysomelidae. The record is from the annotation of a GenBank genome assembly.